Messenger RNA from Amoebophrya sp. A25, 359 nucleotides. NCBI's taxonomy places the organism in Eukaryota, Dinophyceae, Syndiniales, Amoebophryaceae. The record is from the annotation of a GenBank genome assembly.
GCACCGGGUGAAAAUGGCCAGUCUGUUAAAGAGAUCAUCCGUGUCGCUAAACGCUCGGGGGUGCAGUCACUACUUUUUGAUUAUGUAGAUGACAUACGUGCAGUACUUCCGCCACCACUUUGUUUCUCGAAAGAAGCUACUGAUCUUGACCUGGACAGGCAAGUCUACUUGUUUACGGUGCUUGGAUGUAAAGUUCACCAUAAAAAAGGGAAACUUAUUCCAGCCUCAACCGCGUUUCCAUGGCUAGGCUUUGAAGCCGACACUAUCAAUAUGAAAAUGAGAAUUGAAGAACGACGUCGCACCGAGUACAUCAAAGACAUCACAUCUUUUCUGGACGAACUCAACGAAAACAACUUCUC